Molecule: messenger RNA, 348 nt
Organism: Durio zibethinus
Lineage: Eukaryota; Viridiplantae; Streptophyta; Magnoliopsida; Malvales; Malvaceae
Source: RefSeq, a predicted model, not a curated record
AUGCUUAUAGUUUCCGUAGCUUCAGCUCCCAAAAUCACCCUUCUUCCCAAUUCCAUAUCUUCUGUACCUUCAUUUAAUACACGUAGUCUUCCAUCUGCAACGAUUUCCAAUGGUGGGUUAGUGAUAGAAUGUUCAUCGAGGCCACGGAAGAAGGCAACGAAGCAUCACAUGAAGACAAGGCCACGCAAGACUCAGCCAUGGGACAUAAAGAGGAAGCCCGCCGUUUACGCUCCUUUGCCUCCACUCCCUCCUGAUUGGACCCUGGUUUCCAGCGGUGCUGCCGAUGAUGUUGUUGCUGAGGAUGGUCUCGCUGGAGCUGCUCUACCGGCACCUGUUUCAAGCGGGUAG